Knipowitschia caucasica is the source of this 1419-nucleotide messenger RNA. The record is from the annotation of a GenBank genome assembly. Lineage: Eukaryota; Metazoa; Chordata; Actinopteri; Gobiiformes; Gobiidae.
AUGGCGGGCGACGAGUCUGGCACCACUCUUGGGCAACCGCAUCUGUCCAAACAAGACCUCACCACUUUAGAUGUGACUUCACUGACUCCUCUGUCUCCAGAGAUCAUCAGCCGACAGGCCACUAUCAACAUCGGGACCAUCGGUCAUGUGGCCCACGGUAAAUCCACGGUGGUCAAAGCCAUUUCCGGUGUCCACACAGUCCGGUUCAAAAACGAGCUGGAGCGAAACAUCACCAUCAAGUUGGGCUACGCUAACGCUAAGAUCUACAAACUGGACGACCCAUCCUGUCCACGGCCCGAAUGCUAUCGCUCCUGUGGCUCCAGCACGCCAGAUGAGUUCCUCACGGACCUGCCAGGGACCAAGGGCAACUUCAAACUCGUCAGACAUGUAUCGUUCGUGGACUGUCCGGGUCACGACAUCCUCAUGGCCACAAUGCUGAACGGAGCCGCUGUAAUGGACGCCGCGCUGCUACUCAUUGCUGGUAACGAGUCGUGUCCACAGCCUCAAACCUCGGAGCACUUGGCCGCCAUCGAGAUCAUGAAGCUGAAGCACAUCCUCAUCCUGCAGAACAAGAUUGACCUGGUGAAGGAGAGCCAGGCCAAGGAGCAAUACGAGCAGAUCCUGGCCUUUGUGCAGGGCACAGUGGCAGAGGGCGCUCCAAUCAUCCCAAUCUCUGCGCAGCUCAAGUACAACAUAGAGGUGGUGUGUGAAUACAUAGUGAAGAAGAUCCCUGUGCCGAUUCGAGACUUCACCUCCGAGCCAAGACUCAUUGUGAUCCGGUCCUUUGACGUCAACAAACCCGGCUGUGAAGUGGACGAUCUCAAAGGAGGCGUGGCCGGUGGCAGCAUCCUCAAAGGCGUCCUCAAAGUGGGGCAGGAGCUGGAGGUCCGGCCUGGGAUCGUGUCCAAAGACCAGGAGGGGAAGCUCAUGUGCAAACCCAUCUUCUCAAAGAUUGUGUCUCUGUUCGCUGAGCACAACGACCUGCAGUACGCUGCCCCCGGAGGACUCAUCGGUGUGGGCACUAAGAUUGACCCAACCCUGUGCCGGGCUGACCGUAUGGUGGGACAGGUGCUGGGAGCCGUGGGAGCACUCCCGGAGAUCUUCACAGAGUUGGAGAUCUCUUACUUCCUCCUGAGACGAUUGCUGGGAGUGCGGACGGAGGGGGACAAAAAGGCAGCCAAGGUUCAGAAGCUGUCGAAGAACGAGGUCCUCAUGGUGAACAUUGGCUCCUUGUCCACCGGGGGCAGAGUGAGCGCUGUCAAAGCUGAUCUGGCAAAGAUCGUCCUCACAAAUCCGGUGUGUACUGAGGUGGGAGAAAAGAUCGCCCUGAGCCGGAGAGUGGAGAAGCAUUGGCGUCUGAUCGGCUGGGGGCAGAUCCGGCGCGGCGUCACCAUCACACCCACCGUGGACGACGACUGA